This is a messenger RNA of Gastrolobium bilobum, 1134 nucleotides long. RefSeq names its product L10-interacting MYB domain-containing protein-like. The transcript is spliced from 4 exons. The coding region runs from base 1 to 1134 and encodes 377 amino acids. Lineage: Eukaryota; Viridiplantae; Streptophyta; Magnoliopsida; Fabales; Fabaceae. The record is from RefSeq and is a predicted model, not a curated record.
AUGGAAGUGUUUGCUGUUCUUGAGCAAACUCUUACAAGAAUGAAAGCUAGUGGUGAGUCUGAUGUUGUAACUUUAAUUGAGUUUCAAAAGAAGAUUGGAUGGAAGAGGCAUACAACAUCUCUUGCCUUGUAUACAAGGAAAAUGCUUUUGGCCCUGAGGCAUGGCAAUGGAUCUAGUAUGUGCUUCCUCUAUGGACGUCAUAAUUCAAUGCGUGUAGAAAUGGAGCACUGUGAUCCGCAAGUACACAGAAGGGAUAUGAAAAAUAAAGGAAGAAAUGUUGUGUGGUCAAUUGCAAUGGAUAAAUGCCUAAUUGAAGCUCUGGUUGUUCAAGCAAAAAAUGGAAACAGAAUUGACAAAUGUUUCAGUGAAAAUGCAUAUGUUGCUGUCUGUGUAGCUGUAAACACUCGUUUCAACUUAAAUUUGAAUAAUCAGAAAAUUAUCAACCGUCUGAAGACACUUAAGAAGAGGUAUAAAGUAAUAAAAGAUGUGCUAAGUCAAGAUGGUUUCUGGUGGAAUCCAAAUACAAAGAUGAUCGAGUGUGAUCGUGAUGAGCUUUGGAAGAGAUAUGUUUCAACACACCCUGAUGCAAAAGGAUUUCGCGAAAAGCAGAUAGAUAUGUAUGAUCAGCUUAAAGUUGUUUGUGGGAAUGAUCAAGCUCCUGGUCGUUGGGCUAAGAUGAAGGGUGAUAAAAAUCAAGUGGACAUGAAGAACUGUGAAGAUGAAUCAGCCUCAUUUGCAUCUCCCAGUUCAGAAAACAUGAGUGAGACAGAUGGAACUGAGUCUUACAGUGUGCCUCCAGAGUAUGGUCAGAUACCGGAGCCUCCUGCGGUUCAACCUCUGAGACAACUUCCCAAACGUCCUUGCAGUUCAGAUGCUCUUCAGGAUGCAUUGAUGACGGUGGCAUCAAGCAUACAACGAUUGGCUGAUUCAAUGGAGCACAGCAAAUGCACAAUUGAUGCUGCAGAGCUAUUUCAGGCUGUGAUGGAGAUAGAUGGGUUGGAAGAGGGAAAACAGAUGUAUGCAUUUGAAUAUUUAAAUGCUGAUCCUGUCAAAGCCAGAGCUUUCCUGACUUACAAUUCUAGGAUGAGAAAGAUAUACUUGUUUAAACAGUUCUGGUGGUGGAGGGGAGGGUGA